Ornithorhynchus anatinus (platypus) is the source of this 1053-nucleotide messenger RNA. RefSeq names its product aquaporin-2-like. Gene Ontology annotation, cellular component: plasma membrane. The transcript is spliced from 6 exons. The record is from RefSeq and is a predicted model, not a curated record. Lineage: Eukaryota; Metazoa; Chordata; Mammalia; Monotremata; Ornithorhynchidae. Gene Ontology annotation, molecular function: water channel activity. Gene Ontology annotation, biological process: transmembrane transport. The coding region runs from base 1 to 1053 and encodes 350 amino acids.
AUGGAGGGGGAAGGCGGCGGGGGCGAGCGGCAGCCGGCCAAGAGAGCGAGAGUGCGGGGCCUGAGACGUCCCCUCCGCCAGCGCCAGCUCCAGGCCCAGCAGGGUGAUGGCUACCCGGGAGGUAAGGGCCUACGAAGCUGCCGACUCUGGCGGGCGGUGCUGGCCGAGGUGGUGGGCACCUUUGUGUUUGUUGGGGUGGUUCUGGGGGCCUCCUGCCCCAUAGGGGGGCCUCCAGCUCUGCCCCCGCCCGCCCUUCAGCCAGCCCUGGCCGCAGGACUGGCGGGGAUGGGACUGGCGCAGAGCUUUGGGGAAGUAAGUGGAGCCCAGGUCAAUCCCGCCCUGACCCUGGCCUUGGCCUUGACCCGCCGGCUGGACCCCCUGAGUGCCGCCACCUACGUCCUGGCCCAGAGUCUGGGCGCUGUCCUGGCCUCUGCUGCCUUCUACCUGGCACUGCCCCGCUCUGCCACUGCCCAGCUGGUCACCCUGGUGAGCGGUGAGGCCCAGGCCGGGCAGGCCCUGGGCAUGGAGAUCUUCUCCACCUUCCAGCUGGCUCUCACCAUCUUCGCCACAGCUGACCAGCGGCGGCGGGAGACAGGCCAACUGGGCAGCCUGGCCGUGGGCUUCUCGGUGACCGCCGGGGCCCUGGCGGCGGGACCAUUCUCUGGAGGCAGCAUGAACCCUGCCCGCUCUCUGGGGCCUGCUGUGCUGACUGGCAUCUGGGACUGCCACUGGGAGCACUGGACUGGCCUGUCCUGGUGCUCUCCAGGCCGCCUCAACCAGGAGGCCUCCUGGGUGAGGCGGUCCCAGGUCCUGACCUCCCACCCCCCGCAGGUGUACUGGCUGGGCCCGGCCUUAGGGGCCACCAUUGGCGGCCUCUGCUAUGAACUCCUCUUCUCCUCCGGGGCCUCGAGGGAGAAGCUGGUGGCCUGUGUCGCCUGCCGAGACGUGGAGAUGGUGGAAGCCGCCAGCGUGUCCUGCUCCUCCCUCUCCGCCCCUGCCUCACAGCCCGCCCUGCCCCGCCCCAAGCUCCCCACCAAGUCUGAACGCAGCUGA